UUUGACAGUUGACACAAAAACAUAGAAAUCGAGAUUUUCACGUGUGCUUUUAAGAAUUUUGUAUUAUUAAUUUUAUUUGUUAAACUUAUCAUGAAAAUACUGUCACAAUGUUGGUAACAGAAGAUAAAGAGCUCGACUUAUUCGUCGCCUCUAAGAUAGGAUCUUUUAAGCACAUAAAGUACUACACACAAGCAUCAAAAAACAGCAAGAAAUGUAUAGAGAACCUGGUAGAGAUCAAAAGUCUGCAGAAAGAUGACGCCAUCACAUGCAUGGUGUGGGGGAACACAGAUCAGACUGAGAUACUGAUCGGCAGGAAGAACCAACAGAUCCAAGUAUACAACACAAUCCAAGGCUUCACAAAGACCUACACAGCUGACUUCGCCACUGGGGACAUAGUGGGCCUAGGCAAGCACAAGCGACGGUUGGUAGCGGCGCUUACCAGCGGUACAGUGCAGGUGUGGAGCAAGAAGGAGCCCCUCACUGUCAACACUUGCGGCAAGUUAGAUAGGAUGCAGCUGUGCGAGCAGGAUAGCACAUUGUUUGCGACAGGUGGUGAAGAAAACGACCUAAAAGUGUGGCGAAUAGGCGACCAGCAACCCCUGUUCACGGCCAAGAACCUGCCCAACGACUGGCUGCAGCUGCGUCGCCCCGUGUGGGUCACCGACCUGACCUUCCUCAGCCAGGAGUUGCUGGCGGUCUGCUCCAGGCAUGGCUACGUGAGGUUAUACGACAGUCGUGCGCAGCGCAGGCCCGUUUGUAAUGUGGACUUUGAAGCCAAGGCUGCCACCUGCAUCACCAAGGGCUUCGAUGAACGUCAAGUGUUUGUCGGGUUCGGUCGAGGCCACCUCCACCAGGUGGACCUCCGUCGGGGCAAGCCGGACAAAGGGUACAAGGGGGCAGUGGGUGCCAUCACCAGUAUAGCGCUGCACGACGGCUUGCUGGUGAGCACCAGCCUGGACCGGCACAUCAGGGUGCAUGACAGACAGAGCAAGGACUUGCUCUACAAGCAAUACCUGACAUCCAAGUUGACCUGCGCGUUGGUGCAGUCUGCCACCAGCACGCCGCUGCGGAGGGCGGACGCAGAGGUGAAGGAGGAGGAGCAGACCGCAGUCUUGGAGGACGACAUGGACACUAUGUUCGACAACAUGGAGACCAUAGGUGAAAAGCCACGCAAGAAGCGCACCGAAGCAUUGGAUACAGAAGUAUUAGAUACAGAAGUAUUGGAUACAAGCGAAGCAAAGAAACUGAAGCCCUCAACGGAAGGAAGCACUGCUGAUGAUACAAUUGACAGCCAAAUGCCUGACGAAGCGAUCGCGCAACUGCUUCGAAGCACAGAGAGACAGAAGCGUAGGAUGGAGAAGCGGAAGCGGGAGAAGAAAGCGAAGAGCAUUUAUCAUAACGCUUGAAAUACAUUGUUUAGAUAUA
Bicyclus anynana (squinting bush brown) is the source of this 1425-nucleotide messenger RNA. RefSeq names its product WD repeat-containing protein 74. Gene Ontology annotation, molecular function: protein binding. Gene Ontology annotation, cellular component: nucleolus; preribosome, large subunit precursor. The transcript has 8 exons. NCBI's taxonomy places the organism in Eukaryota, Metazoa, Arthropoda, Insecta, Lepidoptera, Nymphalidae. Gene Ontology annotation, biological process: ribosomal large subunit biogenesis. The coding region runs from base 108 to 1406 and encodes 432 amino acids. The record is from RefSeq and is a predicted model, not a curated record.